AUGUUACCAUAUGCUUUAUUGGGAUAUUGCACGACUGUCAGAUCAUCAAUUGGAGCCACUCCAUAUUUUUUAGUAUAUGGAACAGAAGCAGUCAUACCUGCUGAAGUCGAAAUACCGUCUUUGAGAAUCAUCCAAGAAGCUGAGUUAAGUAAUGCUGAAUGGGUCAGCAAGCGGAUUGAUCAAUUAACUUUGAUUGAUGAGAAGAGAAUGGUUGCCGUUUGCCAUGGUCAAUUAUAUAGACAGAGAAUGAUUCGUUCCUUUCAUAAGAGAGUAAGAGCCAGAAAUUUUGAAGUUGGCCAGUUGGUCCUUAAGCGUAUUUUUCCUCAUCAAGACGAGUACAAAGGAAAGUUCGCACCAAACUGGCAAGGUCCUUACAUGGUUCGUAAAGUAUUAUCUGGAGGUGCUUUGGUCUUGGCGGAGAUGGAUUGUACCGUUUGGCCUAAACCUAUCAACUCAUACGCUAUCAAGAGAUACUACGUGUGA
This is a messenger RNA of Solanum pennellii, 483 nucleotides long. RefSeq lists its product as uncharacterized. The coding region runs from base 1 to 483 and encodes 160 amino acids. The record is from RefSeq and is a predicted model, not a curated record. NCBI's taxonomy places the organism in Eukaryota, Viridiplantae, Streptophyta, Magnoliopsida, Solanales, Solanaceae. The transcript has a single exon.